Trichomonas vaginalis G3 is the source of this 326-nucleotide messenger RNA. RefSeq lists its product as uncharacterized. The transcript has a single exon. Lineage: Eukaryota; Parabasalia; Trichomonadida; Trichomonadidae. The record is from RefSeq and is a predicted model, not a curated record. The annotation marks the transcript as partial.
AGUAAAUACAUGCAGAACGAACAGUUAAACGAAUUUACUCCAGCAGAGCAUAUUCAUCAGAUUCGCUCAUAUUUCGAUAUCAUAGACAAUGCAGUUCAAAUUGGUGACACUAAUAGAAAAUAUUCUGACGCAAAGAUUCCAUCACAACCUGGAACUGCUAAAGAUAACACAUGGGUAACAUUCAAUCUCUCACCUCCUGGUGAAAAUAUGUUGGACCUUUACAAUACAUUCAUUACGUAUAAAAUGGAAGGUCAAUUUAUUGUAGAUAAAGAAAUUGGUUCAGGUUCCAAUAAAACAAACCCACCAGGAUUUUGGAUUGGUUUCGA